Messenger RNA from Penicillium alfredii, 2151 nucleotides. RefSeq lists its product as uncharacterized. The record is from RefSeq and is a predicted model, not a curated record. Bases 1 to 2151 code for a protein of 716 amino acids. Gene Ontology annotation, molecular function: zinc ion binding; DNA-binding transcription factor activity, RNA polymerase II-specific; DNA binding. NCBI's taxonomy places the organism in Eukaryota, Fungi, Ascomycota, Eurotiomycetes, Eurotiales, Aspergillaceae. Gene Ontology annotation, biological process: regulation of DNA-templated transcription; DNA-templated transcription. The transcript is spliced from 4 exons.
AUGUCGACGGUUUCUCCGACUCGAGAGCAUACCUCGAACCCUCCCACAUCCUCUCAAUCUUCAAAAUCUCAGCGGGUGCUUGCAUGCGUCCUCUGCCAACAGCGCAAAGUCAAGUGUGACCGAAAGUUCCCUUGUGCUAAUUGUACCAAAUUUAAAACACAAUGUGUUCCGAUGACCUCCCCACGUCUGCGAAAACGCAGGUUUCCCGAACGAGAAUUGUUGGACCGGAUCCGCAAGUACGAGAAUCUAUUGCGCAAGAACAAUGUUCAGUUUGAGCCACUUCACAAGGACGAUGCGGUAAAAGAGUCCCCGAAGUUGGAAAAGGUCUGUGAUUUGGACAACCAACAACCCGAAUCUAGGGGGAUAUCAACACCUACAAGACAUGAAGAACUACAUGGGGCGAAUUUCUGGCAUGCCAUGAGACAACACGCUCUCCGAAAUUCUGAGAAUAGAAGCGAAUUCUCACAAGACGACAUGAGCGAGGCCGGAAUCCACAGGGCAUGGGAUCAGCUUUUUGCGGGUACUGGCAAUCUUCCUUUUAGUUCACGAAAGACGGCUCUCGAUCUCUCAGGAUUUCAUCCCGAACCAGUCCAAAUAUUUAGGCUGUGGCAGAUGUAUUUGAACAAUGUCGACCCAUUGCUCAAAGUUACACAUACUCCAAGCAUGCAAGGACGCAUUAUUGAAGCCGCUAGCAAUGUGGCAAACAUCAACCCCACUUUCGAGGCUCUCAUGUUCAGCAUAUACUCUAUAUCUAUUAUGAGUCUCACAACGGAUGAAUGCCGAGCCAUGUUCGGCUCGUUAAAGGAAAAUCUUUUGUCGAGAUAUCAGUUGGGCUGUCAGCAAGCCCUGUUGAACUGUGGUUACUUACGAACGUGUGAUCGUGAAUGCUUGACUGCCUUCUAUCUCUUUCUGGUUUCGAUCGGACCCAGCACAGAUCCACAGUCACUGUCCUCCAUGCUUGGUGUUGGUAUACGCAUUGCAAACCGCAUGGGUCUCGAUAACGAGUCAACCUAUGGCAAAUGCACCGCCUUUGAAGCCGAGAUGCGCCGAAGACUUUGGUGGUCCCUCGUCCUCUUCGACACCCGUAUCGGUGAGCUAGCUAAUUGGAAUCCCAUACUUGCUCCGACUUGGGACUGCAAGCUUCCUCUGAAUGUUAAUGAUUCCGCCCUCUGGCCGGAAAUGAAGGAGCCACCGGUGGUUCAGGGGAAAUCCUCCGAGGCCCUCUUUGCCAUAGUACGCAGCGAGCUGGCCGAGUUCACCCGCCAUGUCCCGUUGUAUAUUGGCGUCACUAAUCCGGCUUUUAAGCCUAUUGCUAAAGAUAGUCACCACUGUUCGUUUGCAGAAGGGCAUGAGCUGGCUACUUUGGAACAGAUGGUCGAGGACAACUAUCUCCAUUACUGUGACCCUGAGAACCCGCUCCACUUCAUGACCAUCUGGACAACGCGAGGGUAUCUCGCCAAAUGCCGACUUGUCGAAUACUAUUCGCAGCAUUCCCUAUCCUCCGAACAACAUACCGAAACACAGCGCAACACCGCUCUGUCCCGUGCGUUUAGCAUGCUGGACUGUGAUACUAAGGUUAUGACAUCCCCCCGAACCAAGGGUUACCGGUGGCUAGCUCAUGGAUACUUUCCACUUCCCGCAUAUAUUCACAUUGUCGAGGACCUCCAGAGGCGACCUGUCGGCGAGCACGCUGAACAGGCUUGGGAAUUCAUGAGUGCCAAUUUCGAAGCUCGUUUCUCACACCCAGCAACAAGCGAUAAUCCCCUCUUCAAGAUGUUUAGCCGCAUUAUUCUCCAGGCUUGGGACGCCCGCGAGACAGCGCUUGGGGGGUUAGGACAGCCACCGACACCACCAAGGAUUGUGUCACGCAUUCAACACAAAAUCGCGCAGACAGCGUCUCGCACACAUUCCGAUCACGAACAAGGCAACACAGCUACAGGAAUGGGUACAGGUGGUACAUCGGGGUCAAUGUCAAUGAGUCUUGGAAGCUAUAGUCUGUUAUACGGCUCUGAGGGACAAGACAGCUACACAGGAAUGGAGACGGGCAUGUUACCGAGAUUUUACCUGCCAGGGCAGUCUUCGUUGAAUCUUGACGUGGACCCACUGGACUGGGCUGCCAUGGAUUGGUCUUUUGGUUACCAGGGCUGGUGA